AUGGGUUCCGCAAAUGACAUUUGGAUGCUCUUGCGGAACUACUGGCCAGUUUUGCUUGGCAAUACCUUAGAAUGGUACGAGUUCGCCGUGUAUGGUUACAUGGAAAGCUACAUGGAAAAGAACUUCUUCCGUGGGUCGGCCUUGGCGACGUGGUUGGGGUUUACGGCCACCUUUGCUGCGCGACCCUUGGGCGGAAUGUUUCUGGGGAUUUUGAGCGACACGUUUGGUCGGAAGGUGGCCGUGAUUGUCUCCGUGAUUGGCAUGCUAGCAGCGACGGUUGGGCAAGGAUUGCUCCCAACGCCCAGGCUUUGGGGGGACACCAGUGUCAUGGCUGACCUUGGUGUGGGUCUUCUAUUCAGUCUUCGCUUGGUACAAGGGCUCUGUACAGGUGGUGAAAUAGGAGCCGUGACAACGUACAUUACGGAAGUUUCAGCUCACCGCUCCAUGGGGCGCUGCAUCGCAUUCAUCUCGAUAACGGCAAAUGCGGGCUUCAUGCUGGCAAGGCUCGUUGUUUGGGCUUUCCAGUCUCAUUGUGGGGAGGCGAACAUGUUGGAUUGGGGAUGGCGUUGGCCAUUCAUCUUGGCCAGCGUCCCAGGCCUAGUCAGCGUCUGGGGGCGAUUGUUUUGUCUGAAGGAAUCUGAACUCUUCGAGGAAGAGCAUGCUCACUCUCAGCUCGUGGAUAGUGGGAGUGACAGUGAGACAGCUGGUCAGGUUGGUCGGUCCAAAGAGCGUAAGUCCACGAGGCGACAGUUGAUGGAGUUUGCGUGCACCCACUUUUUCGCAGUGAUGAUCAGCAUGGGGGGUGUCAUCUCCUAUGCAGUCUUCCAGUAUGGUGGUCUGGUGUGGGUGAAUUCCUAUUUAAAGAAACAUGGGGCGCCACCCAACAGCUUGAUGCUGGCGGGGACUUGCUCAAGACUAUUCCAAAUGGCGUUGGCGCUUCCGGUUGGUUGGCUUGCGGACAUUUACGGCACUGCCUUGCUGACGUUUGCUGGUGCUUUGACUCAGACUCUUGCUGGCUUGCCACUCUUCAUGGCCUUAGCGGCUGAUCCGCAGAGUGUUGCAAACCUCUUCACAACGUAUACAUUCGGCUAUAGUUUGGUGGCGAGCCUGCAAUUCACAGUCUUCCUGUACUGCUCUGAGCUUUUCCCCACGGCGGUCCGGAAUUUGGGAGUGGGAGUGAGCUACAACAUCGGCUUUGGCAUCUUUGGAGGCUUCGCGCCGCUAAUCGCUGAAGCAUCUGUAGAGUGGAUACCAUAUGGACCAGGAGUGAUGCUCUCCGUGGCAGGCCUGAUCACUUGUGUGACGAUCCUGGCGAGUGUGAGUUGCCAACGUACCGGACGGGUUCAACUUGCACACAUCCGGCCUCGGCCAUACAUGGGCACCUGGGCUGAUGGAGAUGGAGACAUGGCUUCCGAGUAG
Molecule: messenger RNA, 1419 nt
Organism: Symbiodinium natans
Lineage: Eukaryota; Dinophyceae; Suessiales; Symbiodiniaceae
Source: the annotation of a GenBank genome assembly